AUGAUGUUGAAUUUUUUUAAAAAAGAAAACUUCAGCCUUCAGCAGGAACUGCAGAAGAAACAAAAAGAAAUUGAGCGUUUGAAGCUUGUGAUAUGCAACCUCAAAGGUAUAGUAAUGUAUUGCUUUUUUUAAAUACACAUAAUUUUUAAAAUACACAUUAAAUUACUAUUAUUAGUAAUUACAAUAAAUUUAAAUUAAUUAUACGGCAGACAUUUUUUUCUCCAAAUCUUGCAUAAUAAAUAUUAAGUCUUCCAAGUUUUAUUUUCUUAACAAACAAGCUCUAAAUCUUUGAAAAUCAAAUGUAUACAGUAUUUGGUAACUUAUUUUAUGUGAUGUCAUUUACACUUGAUUCUAUAUUAUUGUGGCUUAACAACCAUUAUUCAAAAGGCUGCCUUUAACAUGCAUGCUUCACAGAUGCUGACAAAGGUCUGUGUCUUGUGGUAAAGCGAAAUAGUUUAAGGGGCAUAAAUGUAGUGUUGCCACAGAAUUUGCAAUUUUCUCAUUUUUGCAACCUUUUUAGUGAUGCCCUGUCUAACAGACAUUGUAGCAGAUUUACAAGAACAGGUACAUCUGUUAAAAAAUGGCAAGAUGUAUUCUGUAAGCAGUACAUUGACUCCCUCAAGGCCUUCAAGCAGCACAUUGACUCCCUCAAGGCCUUCAAGUGGAGCAUCAACUCCAAGAUCAUCAUCAGAUUAUGAUGUUGAAUCAGAAAUGGCAAGUAUCUCAUGA
This is a messenger RNA of Paramuricea clavata, 729 nucleotides long. The record is from the annotation of a GenBank genome assembly. NCBI's taxonomy places the organism in Eukaryota, Metazoa, Cnidaria, Anthozoa, Malacalcyonacea, Plexauridae.